Etheostoma cragini (Arkansas darter) is the source of this 1002-nucleotide messenger RNA. RefSeq lists its product as uncharacterized. NCBI's taxonomy places the organism in Eukaryota, Metazoa, Chordata, Actinopteri, Perciformes, Percidae. The transcript has 6 exons. The coding region runs from base 232 to 852 and encodes 206 amino acids. The record is from RefSeq and is a predicted model, not a curated record.
CACACACACACUCACACACACAUAAAAACUGGUUUAGAACAGGAAGAUGGAGUAAGACGGAAAGAGUCAAAGAGAGACUCAACCUUAUGUGGUGACAUCGACGUACUCAUUGAGACGCUGCAUGUCCGAGCUGUGUCACUUUUUUGGGAAUAAGGAAGCUUUCUGCAGACCUGCUGGGGUAUUUCCACUUCAUUUUGCGAUUACUGGAAUAAAAGAAACUGAGUGGGGGAAAUGGAGGAGAGGGGUGAAGGAGAGAUGUGGAAGAAGAAGAGGGUUUUUCAUAUCUGCUUGCUCCUGCUGGCUGAGCUCCAAAUCACCGCACCCUCCUCAGCUCAAACCGCUUCGGCAUCGAACCCCACAGCUCUCGGUUACCGCACACGGCCAGCUGACGUCACGGGGGCCGUGGGGAAACCUGCAGUGUUUUACUGCGGAGUGCCCAAAGCUUCUCCAAACCUCACGUUCACCUUCUACGGGAGUGACGGCAACCACAGCCUCACAUGUCCCAUGGGCCACGUGGAAGAUGUCAACCAGGUUCUCUAUGGGAGAUGUCUUAUGAAGACGGAUGAGUCAUUGGCCGUGUGGACCCUGAAGGGAAUUUCUUUCUCCGACAAUGGCACACGAGUCGUAUGUCAGCAGUCAAAUAAUCCUGAUGCACCUGCUGCCGUCUUACAUGUUUAUGACAACAGUGCCAGCUUCGUCACUCUCAUUGGUUGUGUCCUUGGGGGCUUCUUUGGCCUCCUGUUGGUGUUUGGUUUAUUGUAUAUUGCGCUGAGGAGAUCGGAGACCCUCCAGAAGUGGUUCAAGGGAAAGGACACAGAAGAUUUUAUGACCACAAUAGUAACAAAGGAGUAAAAGGAGACAGAAAGCCGUUGCUUACUGUUGCUUUAUGCCAGCAGCUCGUAGUUCUACAAUUACCCAAAGUAAACUCAGGGAGGGGUUUUCAUGCUGUAUUCUGUCUUUUAAUAUCUUCAAAUGUUUUGAUGAUAACACUUCUGUAUUAUG